This is a messenger RNA of Prosopis cineraria, 1209 nucleotides long. RefSeq lists its product as uncharacterized. The record is from RefSeq and is a predicted model, not a curated record. The transcript has 2 exons. The coding region runs from base 76 to 1110 and encodes 344 amino acids. NCBI's taxonomy places the organism in Eukaryota, Viridiplantae, Streptophyta, Magnoliopsida, Fabales, Fabaceae. Gene Ontology annotation, cellular component: endoplasmic reticulum.
CCAAAGGAGUCCAGCUGAUUUCCAGUCCUCCACGCACUCGCUUCACGGUAACGACAACACACUCUCUGACCUUGGAUGUUUCUCUAUCUAGCUCUAAUGGCUUCCGUGUGGCUUUGCUCUCCGAAAUUUCUAGCCGUCAUCGUGCUCCUCUCAGCCCUUCCAAUCGGCACAAUCAUUUCCUUGCAUCUAGCGAAUCCCCCCACUCACGUGUACUAUUACCACAGCAACGGAUGGUUCAGAGAAUGCGGCAAGUGGGACGAUCAAAAUCGGCGCUUCAUCGUCGGUUUUGUGGAAGGUGGAAUCGGUCAGAUUCCGGUGACCGGAGUGGAUAAUGAGGUAUUAGAGGAGAUACCGGUGGUCAAAGACGUCGACCUGGCGGGAAAUUCAACGCUGGGUAUUGUCAUCGACCCACCGAGAAAUCGGCUGCUUGCAGUUCACGCAGAACCAUGGCGAAAUCGCUUCUCGGCGCUUGCAGCCUACGAUUUGCAAUCAUGGAAACGAUUGUUUCUGACUCAACUCAGCGGCUCAGGUGACGAGAAAUCAUUAGCGAACGAUGUAGCAGUUGAUGCAGAAGGUAAUGCUUAUGUAACUGAUGUGAAAGCCAGCAAGAUCUGGAAGGUAGGAGUGGAAGGGAAGCUGAAAUCAAUUAUCAGAAACCCAUUGUUCAAGGCAAAAGCAUGGUACAAGAACUUGGGGUUGGCUGCAUUAAACGGCAUCGUUUACCACCCAGAUGGGUUCCUCAUAGUGGUUCACACAUAUAGUGGGAACUUGUUGAAGAUUGAUUUAUCAGAAAGCAAUGAUGAAGUCUACCAAGUGAAGCUAAUCAUGGUGGAGGGAGGGCCUCUUACUUUAGGAGAUGGUUUGGAAUUAGUGUCUCAGACUAAACUUGUGGUUGCCGCAAAGCAUCCGACGGCGAGAUUAGUGGAGAGUUGUGAUGGCUGGGAAACAGCUUCAGUGAUGGCAACAUUCUCAGGGCUGAGGCAUAAGCAUAGGUCGCCCACAACAGUAACGGUCAAGGAUGGUAAGGUCUAUAUCAACCAUUUGCUUGGGAUGGGGUAUCCUAGAAGGAAGCAUGCUUUUGUUCAAGCAGAUUUUGGUAAAUUUGAAUAAACAUGUUUUUUUUUUAAAUAAAAUAGAAUAAAGGUUGUUAGUAAAAUAAUUUCAUAUUUAUCGGAAUACGUUCUUGAUUAUCAUGCAAUCUAAAGUCUA